This is a messenger RNA of Trichomonas vaginalis G3, 333 nucleotides long. RefSeq lists its product as uncharacterized. The transcript has a single exon. The record is from RefSeq and is a predicted model, not a curated record. The coding region runs from base 1 to 333 and encodes 110 amino acids. NCBI's taxonomy places the organism in Eukaryota, Parabasalia, Trichomonadida, Trichomonadidae.
AUGGAAGAAUCAAAUAAGCUCAAUUACUAUCAAGAAAUGAAAUCAUGUGCAGAAGAUCUCAAAAUUAUGACGCAGUUAGCUCUACUACAAAAUGGAUCGAGUGACCAACAAAUUAUUUCUAAUUUAAAAAACAAAAUUCGCAAACAAUACAGUCCUGAUAAAGAUCAAAAUAGUAUAGAAGAAGAUAUUGAUCUAGUCUUUAAAGAUUUAUUGAAGGGUGCAAACAUUUUAAACGUAUACGAACAACUUCGAACUCCACAACGCAUUUUUACACAAGCUAAAAAAUAUGUUUGCUGGCAUCCAAGAAAUCGGUUCCGAACAAGAUUUUUAUGA